CGUACUUCGUACUCCGUAUUAUUCUUCAUAUUCAGCAAAGCGACUUUGAGCUGUUUCCUGUGAUGCAUGUCCGAGUCACCCGGUCUCAGACGCUUCCUUCCCUCCAACUUUUAGCACAUACUUUUGACUUUUGAAGUUUUUCAUCACACCAUUCUCCUAUUGCUUACAAUAUGUUCUUCAUCCAUCUGUGCUCUGUUUUCUUUAUAUGUUUUGACCCUGCUUCACUUGUGUGGGUGUGUAAAACCAAUCAGACCAUUCCACCUAAAAUUCCAUUCUUCCAUUAUGCACCCAAUUCGAAUUUACAGUGCUAUGAAGAAAAUUUUCUCAGAGAAGCUUUAAUCAGUUGAUUGAGGGGGAAAGGUGACAUUUUGGAUCAAUGGGUGCUUAUGGUUUUGCUGUUUUCUGCUUGAACUUAAAGUUGCUUGUGGGGAUUUUCUUCAUCUUGUCUGUUCAUUCUGAAGAUGGGACCAACCCGCAAGAUGUUGCUGCAAUUACUAGUUUACAUGCUGCUUUAGGAUAUCCUAAUCUACCAGGAUGGAUCCAAAAUGGCAGUCCAUGCAGUGGAGGUUGGCAAGGUGUUUCCUGUGAUCUCUCAAACAUAGUUUCAAUAAUAAUCAAUGGAGCAAAUUUGGGUGGUGAAUUGGGCACUGAUUUAGGAUCAUUUUCCUCUAUCAAAAUAAUAGAUCUAAGUAACAACCAUAUUGGAGGCGCAAUUCCAUCCAAGCUACCCCUCACAUUGGAAAAGCUGUUUCUUUCAGAUAACAAUUUUACCGGAAACAUUCCUGAUUCCUUAUCUUCACUGCCUAACCUCUUAGCUAUUUUAGGUCUCUAAAUAACAACCAUUUAAGCGGAAAAAUUCCUGAUUCCUUUGAAGGCCUUGUCCAUUUGGUCAACCUAGAUCUGUUCAACAAUAAUUUGAGUGGGAGAUUACCACCAUCACUUCGGAACCUGUCAUUGGUGACUCUUCAUUUGCAGAAUAAUCAGCUUUCUGGAACCCUGGAUGUUUUACAAGAUCUUCCACUUACAGAAUUAAAUAUAGAAAAUAACCAGUUUUCUGGUCCCAUACCUCAGAAGCUCUUGGCCAUUCCAAAUUUCAUGAAAGAUGGGAACCCCCUAAACGGUAGUAUUGCUCCUUCGCCUCCACCAACACCCUCCAUACCACCUUCUGCAUCUCCACCAACGCCCUCCAUACCACCUUCUGCAUCUCCACCAACGCCCUCCAUACCACCUUCUGCAUCUCCACCAACGCCCUCCAUACCAGCUUUUGCAUCUCCACCAACGCCCUCCAAACCACCUUCUGCAGCACCACACUUUAUUGUGGCUCCCAUGUCUGUGCCAGCCCAACCAAACACUGCAAGCGGGCCGGGAGUACAGACUUACGGACAAUCACCAGCUGAAGGUCCAAUGUCAAAUAAAAACAAGAGCUCAGGAUCCACUAAAAGGAUAGUUUGGAUUUCAAUUGUGUCUAUAAUAUCAUGUAUAGUAUUGGUUUUGGCAGCCUUGCUUUGUUUGCCGAAGCGCCUUUGGGAAAGGAAAGGCACACACGAUGUAGUGAAAAAAGCUCUUGAAGCGGUAGAAUCAAACGUAAAGGGCAAGUUAAGCAAGUUGGCUUCCCCUGUGAAGCCAUAUGCUCAGGUGCUGGAUGUACUUAAGCCAAUUCCAAGUGGAAGGCAUGAGACAAUCAUGAGCAUAUAUGAUAAAGAUGAGAUACCACCACCACCUCCUCCUCCCAUACCACAACCACCAAAGGAGGUUACAGGUGCACAACAAACCAUAGUAAAGCAUUCAAUGACACAACUGCCUCCGUCGUACUCAGUUGCAGAUCUUCAGCAAUAUACCAAUAGUUUUUCUGAAGAUAAUGUUAUUGGAGAGGGAACACUGGGAAAAGUGUUUAAGGCAGAGCUUCCUGAUGGCAGACUUCUUGCUGUGAAGAAACUUAAUAAGAGAGUCCGUGAUGGGCAAAAUGAUGAAGAAUUUCUGGCUCUAGUAAGCGACAUUGAUAGAAUACGCCAUGAUAAUGUUGUUCAGCUCGAUGGAUACUGUGCAGAGCAUGGCGAAAGACUGCUGGUCUAUGAGUAUUGCAGGGAAGGUACAUUGCACAAUGCACUCCACACACCUGAUAAAAAGCUUUCAUGGAAUAUGCGCAUCAAUUUGGCCCUUGGAGCCGCUAAGGCCUUGGAGUACCUACAUGAGACAUGUGACCCACCAGUUGUUCAUAGAAACUUCAAGUCUUCAAAUAUUCUCCUUGAUCAUAAUGAUGAUGGUGAUCUUGUUGUUCACAUCUCUGAUUGUGGGUUGGCUCCAUUGAUGUCAUCAGGGGAUGUCAGUCAGUUAUCAGGACAACUUCUUACAACAUAUGGGUAUAGUGCCCCUGAAUUCGAGUCGGGGAUUUAUACCUUAGAGAGUGAUGUGUACAGUUUUGGAGUUGUAAUGCUAGAGCUUUUAACCGGCAGAUUGUCAUAUGACAGGAGUCUGAGUGGUGGAGAGCAGUCCUUGGUGAGAUGGGCAUCCCCUCAGCUUUAUGAUAUUAAUGCCUUGAAAAUGAUGGUUGAUCCUUCUCUUAAGGGAGACUACAAUGAGAAAUCACUCUCAAACUUUGCGGACAUCAUCUCUAGCUGCGUCCAGAAGGGACCUGGGUUCAGGCCUCAAAUGUCUCACGUUGUACUAGACAUCAUCAAAAUGAUGGACCAAGACUUAAUUCUAAGAGCCGAAAGAUUAAAGGCCAGGACAUUGGAUGACUUGGAUUGUCAUAACAUGUCAACCAUGGCUUGACAAAAUCAAUGUUUCUAUAUCCUACCAAACAAACAAGACAUGGUAAAUGAGUAACCAAGUUACCAAACACCAAGCAAAUAUUAAGGCGGUGUCUUGAGGUACAUAUAUACAUAUACUCGACGGCUAUAGUUUUUGAACAUAAUUUGACAGAUUUGAACCCGAGACCUUUGGUAUUGACAUUCGUUUCCUGUUAAAAAUUAAGAUGAUAAUUGUGCGCUACACGCUUAUGUUCUA
Messenger RNA from Cuscuta epithymum, 3006 nucleotides. Lineage: Eukaryota; Viridiplantae; Streptophyta; Magnoliopsida; Solanales; Convolvulaceae. The record is from the annotation of a GenBank genome assembly.